Molecule: messenger RNA, 501 nt
Organism: Linnemannia hyalina
Lineage: Eukaryota; Fungi; Mortierellomycota; Mortierellomycetes; Mortierellales; Mortierellaceae
Source: the annotation of a GenBank genome assembly
AUGUACAAUGCGUUCACGAGACAUAUCGAGCCAGAACUGUUUGCCUGCCUGGAGGAGCUCAACAUCAAGUUCCAUACGUACAACCCGCUUUGCGGUGGUGUCCUGACAGGCUCCUACUCCUUUGACGGCAAUGUCGAGCAAGGAUCGCGUUUCGACCCCAACGCCAAGCAAGGUGCUCGUUACCGCGAAAGAUACUGGAAGAAAGAGUACUUUGAAGCCGUGACGCUCCUGAAACAAGUUGCAACCCCGCACGGCCUGGACCUAAUCCAAAUUGCAUUCGAUUGGCUCCAAUUCCAUUCCAAGAUGAACGCCGCCCGGGGGGACGGGAUCAUCAUCGGUGCCUCGUCGUUGAAGCAUACGGUCCAGAAUUUGGAUGCGUUGAAGAUGGGAAAGCCUUUGCCCAAGGAUGUGUUGGAUGCUGUUGAGCGCUGCUGGGAGUUGACUCGUGAGAGCUCGCCUUCUUAUUUCAGGACCAAGGAUCAGAUGAUGGGCGCUCGCUAA